Messenger RNA from Dipodomys spectabilis (banner-tailed kangaroo rat), 1890 nucleotides. RefSeq names its product proteasome 26S subunit, non-ATPase 5 (gene Psmd5). Gene Ontology annotation, cellular component: cytosol. The record is from RefSeq and is a predicted model, not a curated record. Bases 31 to 1545 code for a protein of 504 amino acids. The transcript is spliced from 10 exons. NCBI's taxonomy places the organism in Eukaryota, Metazoa, Chordata, Mammalia, Rodentia, Heteromyidae. Gene Ontology annotation, biological process: proteasome assembly.
CCCCAGUGUGUGGGCGUGCCAGCAGGCAAGAUGGCCGCGCAGGCGCUCGCUCUGCUGCGGGAGGUGGCGCGGCUGGAGGCGCCGCUGGAGGAGCUGCGGGCUCUGCAGUCGGUGAUUCAGGCCGUGCCGCUGGGCGAGCUGCGGGAGCAUUCGGCAGACCUGCGCCUGGGGCCCCUCUUCUCCCUGCUAAACCAGAACCUUCGGGAACAGACGGAUUUAUGUGUAUCCAUUCUGGAGAGAUUCCUCCAAGCUAUGGAGCCAGUUCACGUGGCCAGGAACCUCAGGGUUGACCUACAAAGGGGACUGACUCAUCCUGAUGAUUCUGUCAAAAUCCUUACUCUGUCCCAGGUUGGAAGAAUUGUUGAACAUUCAGAUGCUGUCACUGAGAUUCUGAAUAAUGCUGACCUAUUAAAACAAAUUGUUUAUUGCAUUGGUGGAGAGAAUCUAUCUGUAGCUAAAGCGGCUAUCAAAUCCCUGUCAAGGAUAUCAUUAACCCAAGCUGGGCUGGAGGCCUUGUUUGAAAGCAACCUGCUGGAUGAUUUAAAAACUGUAAUGAAGAUAAGUGACAUUGUUCGGUACAGGGUCUAUGAGCUAAUUGUGGAGAUUUCUUCUGUGUCCCCUGAGUCUUUAAACUACUGUACCACAAGUGGAUUAGUGACCCAGCUCCUGAGAGAGCUGACUGGCGAGGAUGUACUGGUCAGAGCCACUUGUAUAGAGAUGGUGACAUCACUGGCAUAUACCCAUCAUGGACGACAAUACCUUGCUCAAGAAGGAGUAAUUGACCAGAUUUCUAAUAUAAUUGUUGGUGCAGAUUCAGACCCUUUCUCUAGUUUCUAUUUGCCAGGAUUCGUGAAGUUUUUUGGAAACCUGGCUGUCAUGGAUAGCCCUCAGCAGAUUUGUGAACGUUAUCCUGUCUUUGUGGAAAAAGUGUUUGAAAUGACAGAGAGUCAGGAUCCCACCAUGAUUGGUGUAGCUGUAGACACAAUCGGAAUCCUGGGGUCCAAUGUUGAAGGGAAACAGGUUUUACAGAAAACAGGAACUCGCUUUGAACGAUUGCUCAUGAGAAUAGGAUAUCAAGCAAAGAAUGCUUCUGCGGAGCUGAAAAUACGAUGUUUGGAUGCAGUCUCCUCUCUUCUGUAUUUAGCACCUGAGCAGCAGACUGAUGACCUCCUGAGAAUGACAGAGUCAUGGUUUUCCUCUUUGUCAAGGGACUCGCUGGACCUCUUCCGUGGGAUCAGUAAUCAGCCCUUCCCUGAACUACACUGUGCUGCCUUAAAAGUGUUCACAGCCAUUGCAAACCAACCCUGGGCUCAGAAACUUAUGUUCAACAGUCCAGGUUUUGUGGAAUAUGUGAUGGACCGGUCUGUGGAACAUGACAAAGCUUCGAAGGAUGCCAAAUAUGAACUGGUGAAAGCCCUUGCCAAUUCCAAAACAAUUGCAGAAAUCUUUGGGAAUCCAAAUUAUUUGAGGCUUAGAACAUACCUAAGUGAAGGUCCAUACUAUGUGAAACCUGUUUCCACAACGGCAGUAGAAGGAGCUGAUUGAGUUUUUCUAGAGUCUGAUGUAGGGGACCAUGUUUUUACCUGGACUUCUCCUAAGGCAUUUGGCUCCAUCAUAUUUUGGAAAACAGAGACUUCCCUCUUCCCCAAGCUAUCAUGGAGUGUCUGACGUAACUUUUAUCACCAACGUUGUUUCUUUCCAUGUUGUUGAGAUACAACAUAGAACCAAGAGCAAGCAGACAUGAUCAAAAGAGAACUAGUGUUUUUCAGAUUCCUCUGACUGCCUUAAUCUUUCCAGUAAGGUAAAAGUUUUGUUCUUAGGGAAUUUCCAUGGACGUAUUCAUGUUCUUAUUUAUAAAUAUGCUUCAAAAUAAACCAAAGUAUUUCAGAA